Penaeus indicus is the source of this 2023-nucleotide messenger RNA. RefSeq lists its product as uncharacterized. NCBI's taxonomy places the organism in Eukaryota, Metazoa, Arthropoda, Malacostraca, Decapoda, Penaeidae. The record is from RefSeq and is a predicted model, not a curated record. The transcript has 5 exons. Bases 138 to 1436 code for a protein of 432 amino acids.
AUACCUGAUUGUCUCGACGUCGCGUUGGUGCUCCGAGUUCUGUGCCGCCUACAGGAUUAAAGCUUGGCAAGAGAGCGCCCCACGGUCGUCUUGGAGUGCCUUGUGAGAGACGGGACCGGGGAGUGGCAGGCGUAAGGAUGAUCGUUAUAGCAUUGGCGGUGCUGGGGGCUCUUUGCUACCCCGGCGCACAUGCAAGGGAGGCCCGGUGGCUGUGGGACGAUUCGUACCCGGCGCAACAGUCAGCGGAAGUCUCCCCGGACAACGCCCCCGUCGAGCCCUACUUCGAAGGAAGGAGGAGAAACAACAGGAGAGGGGAUACCAGAGACGUGACCAUUACAAUCACCAAACCCGAAAUCCUGAAUGCACCUCUCCUACCGGCGAUACCGAAGCCCGCUCCCAUUACCGCUGCACCGGCCGUCAGCACGUCGCAAGUGCAAUUAGUGAAGCCUGACUCCUCGUGGGGUUUCGGUUGGAUUCAGGACCUGCUAACCCCUUGGAAUUGGAAUUCUCUUCUGCCAGACAAAACUUCCCUCCUACCAAACAUCAUAGGAAACGGGGGAUUAGGAAGCCUAGGAGACAAGGUAGGUCUCCUUGGCACCGGAACCACGGGUCAAGGAUCCGGGGUCCUGCUCCCCUCGCUGCCUGGGCUCAACAAGCCUAUCGACGCGCUGACAGGCACGCAGGACACGGCAGACUCAGGAGUGACGAACAGCGGCAUCUUCAUCGGUCAGCCGCCCAGCCUGUUGCCCAGUCUAUCUAGUCUUGGGCUGCCUGGCUUUGGCCUUAACAAGCCUAGUUUGGACCUGUCGAGCUUCAAGCCAGUGACCAACGCCCCUCCAACCCCGUCCAAAUCGGAGGUUCUAGUCAUCCAGUAUCCGGAGUUCAUCAAGACCAUCGGCCAGGGCAUCAGCAAGGUGUCCAAUGCCAUGACCAACCUCGGGCUAAGCGUCACCAACAGCAUCUCCAACAAGCUCUCCACGGGCCUCCUGGGCUCCACGACCGCGGCCAUAGGCUCCGGCGUGGCCUCCAUCAUCCCCCUCCAGGACGUCUCGGCGAACACCAACCACAACAAGGGCAGCGGCAACUCCCAGACGUACGCCGACGCGUCCAGCCUCGGCCCCGGCCUCUUCAUCCCUAACAAGGGCUCCAACGGCCUAGGCCUCGGAGGGCUGCUCGGAGGGGCCGGCCUGCCCAACAAGGACACCAACGCCCUGGGCAGCCUCCUCGGGGGGAGCGGGCUGGGCACCAAACCGAUCAACACCGGCCUGGGUACCCUUCUGGGGGGUAGCGGGCUGGGGCUCAACAAGGGCAACCUGCUCAGCGGCGGCGGCCUGCUCGGCAACAACAACAAAGGGGAUCUGAGCGGCCUGCUUGGCAACAAAGUGCCGGAGACGCCCGGGCAGUCCUCGGUCUACGUCCAGAAGACCAGAAAGUGAUGCGCGGGCCUCGUGCUAGUCUCGGUGCUCUCAGUUUAGUGAAACGGCCCGUCUCGCUGCCUUAGACUUACUCGUAAUGAAAGAAUCCGAGGUUUCUCGGUUAUACAUAUGUAUGCAUAUUUAUUAGAAAGUAAUGUAUAUAAAUCAUUUAGGUUAGUUAUGUAUGGAAGAGAUGAACUGCCAAUUCUCACAGCUGCAUCGAAUGUGAAAAUGAAUUAACCUUUGUUUCGUGAUCAGUAUUUCAAAACUGACUAAGCUGUUUAUGAUGCAACUUUUUCUCACUUCGUCGCUUUAUAAGUGUAUAUAAAAAGUCUUAAUUGAUCGCCUCAAAAAGGAAAAUUGGUAUAUAUAUAUCUUAUAUUUUUUCAGGAAAAAGUUCGAAACCUCAUAUGUUACAUUGUCAUAUUCUUGCAAAAUUUCGACUUUGUAAAUUUAUGUCAAUAUUUGCACCCUUUUUCGACUUGUCUCCGAAUUUGUCCAACGGCGUAUUUCAACGAGUGAGAAUAAGUAUUAUAAUCUUUCUACGUUACUAGAUUUACAGAAAGCGCACGGCUGUCGUUACAAAUGAAUCAGAGAAAAUACAUAUG